ACAUACAAGGAAGCCCUAGCCAUCGAUGCUCCGGCCCUCUGAACCGCGAGGCUCGUUGCAACAGCCCCUCUGCCAAUGGGUGAUUGUAGGGUCCUGCUCCCCUCACGAGAUUGAAGUCCAAACAGAAGACCAGCGGCGAGAUGGUCAGACCUUUGUCCCGAACGGACACGGAGAUAGUCGAAUAAGCGCGGCCGUUGAGUCCUCAUGUAUAGCGGGGUAAAACGUCAGUUCAGAGGAGGU
Messenger RNA from Canariomyces notabilis, 240 nucleotides. RefSeq lists its product as uncharacterized. The transcript has a single exon. The coding region runs from base 26 to 220 and encodes 64 amino acids. The record is from RefSeq and is a predicted model, not a curated record. NCBI's taxonomy places the organism in Eukaryota, Fungi, Ascomycota, Sordariomycetes, Sordariales, Chaetomiaceae.